Molecule: messenger RNA, 477 nt
Organism: Nicotiana attenuata
Lineage: Eukaryota; Viridiplantae; Streptophyta; Magnoliopsida; Solanales; Solanaceae
Product: nucleolin 1-like
Exons: 2
Coding region: 1-477 (158 amino acids)
Source: RefSeq, a predicted model, not a curated record
AUGUGUCAUGAGGAACAUAGUGCUCAAGGCAUAGCUAAUGAAAAAGAAAAGAGGGAGAAUGAGGGAGAAUCUAGAGAUGAUAAGGAGAGUGAUAGUGAUGAUAAGAUAGGUGAACAAGUAAAUGAUUCUGUAGAAGAAGAAAAUCAUACUGAAGAAGAGGACAAUUCUGAGAGUGAGGGUGAGGAUCCAGAAAAGGUAAGUGAGAGUGAAGGAGUGGGUGAAGAAAGUGAGAAAGAGAGUGACAAUUUGAGUGAGGAAUUUGAAGGCUCUAUGACCAUUGGGAACACUGUCAUAGCCCCUUCAGAAGAAACUAGUGAAGAGAAAAGGACUCAACAACCUGGGCCUCUGUUAACUCCUUUCACUGGAGAUAAAGAGGUUAGCAGUGAUAAAGAUGACUUGCCAUUGUCCGAGGUAGAGAAGAAACCCAGGAAGACUCCUGUGAAAUCAACAAAGUCAUCAGUCCCAAUAAGGAAAUGA